Molecule: messenger RNA, 1897 nt
Organism: Dreissena polymorpha
Lineage: Eukaryota; Metazoa; Mollusca; Bivalvia; Myida; Dreissenidae
Exons: 6
Coding region: 576-1142 (188 amino acids)
Source: RefSeq, a predicted model, not a curated record
UGUAAAUAUACACUUGGCAAACGGCUGUGUUGUUCAAAGCGUUUUAAAUAAAGAUAAACCGAUUCAGUUCAACAGUUGUGUGUGGAAUGUUGUUUUGCGAUUGCAUAAACUUACAUGUUUUUAACUUCUUAUUGCUUUAACCUUUUAUACGAAUAUUAUUUAAAUGGAGUGCGCUGUACGAUUAGCGUUAGCACGUUUGUGUUUAUGCUAUCAAUAAUUUUCAUUUAAUGUAAAAGAGCGUAUACGUGGAUCAUAGAUGGUUUAUUUGUGUUUGCGAAGUGUUGUAAUAACUAUUGCGAUAACAUGUGAAUUCGUAACAGCAUUUUUACCUCAAGUCAUAGAAGUAGGAGCACCUGCAAAUGUCACGUGUGGCCACGAAAAGUCACGUGAUGACCACGUUGUCGUGUGGAAACGGGGAGAUGCAAUAUGGAUGAACGAAACGAUGACUUUUCAAUUUCCAGAUUUCAGAUUUACAAGCAUUGCCUACCGACGUCCAAUGUGCAUCCGUUCCCAUAGCAACUGCGUUGGAACACCGGCACAACCUCACGGGGCUAUGGGAGAGAGCCGACACCUACAUGGUGCCCCUGAUUGGUAUAGACGUGCAGCUAAGUACGGAGUCGCAUUUUACAAACGUGACGGCAAGACUAGCCGUAUCCGGAGUGAAUGCUUCCGAAAUCGCUCUGGAUUGGUCAAGAGACAAUACCAGCGUUCGCGCAUGGGUGCGCUCAUGCGCAGAACGGGACACGUGGGUUGUGUCCUGCGAAACUUUCUCGUGGAACAUUCGCGACAGCGCUGAUCUCAUGUUAUCUGUGAUAAUCUCUCCCGCUUAUAACUUUACGAAAGCACUCUGGACGAAAGUUAUUUCAGUGUCUUCAGAGAAUACAACGGAACCCUCGACUCGUGAUUAUGAGUCCAACACACCGGAACCGGAAUUGGUUAAGAUCGGGAUCCUUAGCGCUCUUAUUGUCCUCAUCGCGGGUUUCGCCCUCGUGAUUGUCGUCUGGCAGUGCAAACGAUUCCUAUGGGACAUGGAUCCAAACCGGGACGAUACGGCGUUUGACGGUCUACAUGUGUCCGUUGAACACGGGAAGAUUUCUUUUAGUGCUCGAGAACAACAAACUUCUUUCGGUGUGCAUCCAUGAGGAACUGGGCUGUUUUACAAUGUGCAUCCAUGAGGAACUUGGCUGUUUUACAAUGUGCAUCUAUGAGGAACUGAGCUGUUUUACGAUGUGCACCCAUAAUGAACUGAGCUGUUUUAUGAUGUACAUUCAUGAGGAACUGAGCUGUUUAUCGAUGUGCAUUCAUGAGGAACUGAGCUGUUUUACCAUGGGUGGCGAAAUCAAAUGUCCGAGUUGCCCGAGUCGUACAUUUGCUUGUCCGGGCAACUGUUUUUUUUUCAUUAAGUUGUCCGUGGACAACCAGUCGGGUUGAUAAAUACAAAAAAAAAUAGAUUGUAUUAAAGCCGUUAUUAAAAUUUACAAAACCGGAUGUUGGCACCCGAUAACAUUGUCAGUGCUAUUUGCGGAGCAAUCAAGCUAAAAUAUGGGCACUCUCCUGCACAAUGGUCUCGCUUAUUCUACAAGCAUGAUAAGAGACCAGGAGGCUAGCAUGCCGCAUUUUCAACAUUCGGCCCGUCUGUUUAAUAGGCAGUGUACAGACUGGUUUGCUCGUUUAUUCCGUAAAUGUUGAACUUUCGUCUUAAAUUUUAAAAUGCAUUAUUAAUACCAAAAGGGAGGUAUAAAACCCGAAAAUUUCCGGAAAACCCAGAGUGUGUCACAUCACUCCUACCUAACUAAAUUUCUAGACUUACAAACGUCGAGACGUUGGGACGUGAUAAGCCGAAAGCCGAGUUGGAUUACGUACAGUUCCGUUGAUUGGGUGAAGUGUUCCGUUUAAA